Linnemannia hyalina is the source of this 1230-nucleotide messenger RNA. The record is from the annotation of a GenBank genome assembly. Lineage: Eukaryota; Fungi; Mortierellomycota; Mortierellomycetes; Mortierellales; Mortierellaceae.
AUGUCAACAAAUGAUAAACCGACAGUGCUUAUUGUAGGAGCAGGGUUGGGAGGACUCAUGCUUGGCGCCCUCCUCGAACAGUCAGGCGUGCCAUACAUCAUUUUCGAGCGAUCCUCUUCCCUCAAACCGUUGGGUUCUGCAAUGGCAGUGGGGCCAACUCUUCUGCCAAUUUUCCAGCAACUGGGCAUCUACGAAGAGUUCAUCUCGAUCGGAAAGUACCUCACUCACAUCCCAAGCUUCAAGGAAUCCAACGAGAUCUUGUGCCCUCUGGGGGCCACCGACUUUCGACCCAUCGAGGAAUUCACGGGAUAUGGGCAAUACAUCGUUGCACGACCACAGCUCCACGAACUCCUCUUCAAACAAGUCCCAGCGCACAAGAUCCAUCUCGGCAAACGCGUGCUCAACAUAUCGGAGGAGGACGAUAAGGUGACCGUUCACCUGUCCAACAACAAAACCUUUGAGGGCGAUAUCAUUGUUGGCGCUGAUGGAGCCUACAGCGCAGUCCGGCAGCGCAUGUAUGAGCAGUUGAAAGUCGAGGGCAAGUUGCCAAAGAGUGACCAGGAAGAGUUACCGUUCAGUUGUACCUGCCUAGUAGGGCAGACGAGGGUGUUGGAACCGAAGGAGUUUCCGAUUGUGGAGGAAGAGAAGUGCCAGGUUGUUUCUAUCCUCAGCGACAACAAGCCCUUCACGCUCGACAAAACCACCAGCAAAGCCGGCCUCGAACAGCGCUUCAGAAACAGUGAGAACUCUGGAGAAUGGGGAGCCAUCCCAGCUUUGACGAUGUGCGAUGAAACGAAAGCGUUUCCGAUCCUAUUGAAUGGCGAGAUGAAGACCAUGGGCGAUAUAUAUGACCUGACACCCAAAGACAUGAUUUCAAAGGUCAUGUUGGAAGAGAAGAUGUUCAAGACAUGGUACUACGGUCGGACUGUUCUCCUAGGCGAUGCAUGCCAUAAGCUGAACCCUUCAGGAGGCCAUGGCGCGGUGACAGCACUACACGACGCAAUCGCACUCGCCAACCUCCUGUACGCAAUGCCUACAUCCACAUCCUCCGACCUCACAGGAAUCUUUGAAGAGUACCAGAAGGAGCGAUACCCGGCCGUCAUGGAAUCCUACAACAAUAGUCGGUUUGUUGCAAAAGUGUCUGACCGCGGGAUCAUUGGCAGGAUUGUCCUUUACCUCAUCACAGAAAUGCCCAUGUGGUUGUGGCGACUCGCCCAUGCAUUGAAAUAG